AUGAAUGAGUACAAUUUAGAGAUCGACUUAGGUGCUUGUGGAUUUUAUAAUAAUCUUGAAUCCUUUUUAAUUUAUUUCGAUCAAACUAAUGAUAUAAGCAAAUGUUUCGUUUAUUCAGCGAUAUUUGAUACUCCAUCCCUUUUGGAAUACUUCCUUUCACAUGGUGCAAAUAUCAAUGAAAAAGAUGAAAAUGGAGAAACUACUCUUCAUAUUGCAGUGAUUUAUAAUAGAAAAGAAACUGCUGAACUUCUUAUUUCACAUGAUGCGAAUAUCAAUGAAAAAGAUAAAUAUGGAAAAACUACUCUUCAUAUUGCAGCGAUUUAUAAUAGUAAAGAAACUGCAGAAGUUCUUAUUUUAUAUGGUGUAAAUAUCAAUGAAAAAGAUAAAUUUGGACAAACUGCACUUCAUAUCGCAGCUCGGAAUUAUGGAAAAGAAACUGCAGAAGUUCUUAUUUCACAUGGUGCAAAUAUCAAUGAAAAAGAUGAAUAUGGAAAAACCGCACUUCAUGUUGCAGCAGAAAAAAAUAGAAAAGAAACUGCAGAAUUUCUUAUUUCACACGGUGUAAAUAUCAAUGAAAAAACUAAAAAUGGGCAAGCCGCUCUUCAUAUCGCAGCUCGGAAUUAUGGAAAAGAAACUGCAGAAGUUCUUAUUUCACAUGGUGCGAAUAUCAUUGAAAAAGGUGAAUAUGGAAAAACCGCACUUCAUGUUGCAGCAGAAAAAAAUAGAAAAGAAACUGCAGAAUUUCUUAUUUCACACGGUGCGAAUAUCAAUGAAAAAACUAAAAAUGGGCAAGCCGCUCUUCAUGCUGCAGCAGAAAUUAGUUAUAAAGAAACUGCAGAAGUUCUUAUUUCACAUGGUGCAAAUAUCAAUGAAAAAGAUGAAUAUGGAAAAACCGCACUUCAUGUUGCAGCAGAAAAAAAUAGAAAAGAAACUACAGAAUUUCUUAUUUUAUAUGGUGUAAAUAUCAAUGAAAAAGAUAAAUUUGGACAAACUGCACUUCAUAUCGCAGCUCGGAAUUAUGGAAAAGAAACUGCAGAAGUUCUUAUUUCACAUGGUGCAAAUAUCAAUGAAAAAGAUGAAUAUGGAAAAACCGCACUUCAUGUUGCAGCAGAAAAAAAUAGAAAAGAAACUGCAGAAUUUCUUAUUUCACACGGUGUAAAUAUCAAUGAAAAAACUAAAAAUGGGCAAGCCGCUCUUCAUAUCGCAGCUCGGAAUUAUGGAAAAGAAACUGCAGAAGUUCUUAUUUCACAUGGUGCAAAUAUCAAUGAAAAAGAUGAAUAUGGAAAAACCGCACUUCAUGUUGCAGCAGAAAAAAAUAGAAAAGAAACUGCAGAAUUUCUUAUUUCACACGGUGUAAAUAUCAAUGAAAAAACUAAAAAUGGACAAACCGCUCUUCAUUUUGCAAUGCUUAAUAAUAGUAAAGAAACAGCAGCAGUUCUUAUUUCACAUGGUGCGAAAAAAUAA
Messenger RNA from Trichomonas vaginalis G3, 1464 nucleotides. RefSeq names its product cyclin-dependent kinase inhibitor 2C-related family. Lineage: Eukaryota; Parabasalia; Trichomonadida; Trichomonadidae. The transcript has a single exon. The record is from RefSeq and is a predicted model, not a curated record. Bases 1 to 1464 code for a protein of 487 amino acids. Gene Ontology annotation, molecular function: protein binding.